Messenger RNA from Symbiodinium sp. CCMP2592, 1137 nucleotides. Lineage: Eukaryota; Dinophyceae; Suessiales; Symbiodiniaceae. The record is from the annotation of a GenBank genome assembly.
AUGGCGAGACCGUCACCCUACAGCUGGAACUGGAACCGCAAGUUUUCUGUUACGGCCGACCGAGCAAAUGAGCUGCCCAAGGAAGAGCGUCUUCGUCGCCUGGAGCAUUGGCAGGAGCUCUGGGAUGAGAAGUCCGGAGACAAGGUGGCCAUUGCGGUCACCGCUUUCUUGGAGGAGGCUACAAACUGGCACUUCAAGUACAGCAUUCUCAAUGAGGUGGGCGACUACAAGUUCAGGUUGGAAUACGUGUCCUCGCAGGGCACGGCUGUGGCGAUUUGGGAGUGGCAAGAGAGCAACCCCUUCGAUUCAAGCUCCGCGUGCGCGGAUGUUGAGAAGGAGGAGUCAGACUACGACCGGAAGAAGAUCAUCAAAGGCUACUCCAAGGACUGUCCAGAGUGCCAGGUUCCCGAGGAGUGGGGGGACUUCAUCGGUCUCUUCCGCGUUUGCAACGCGAAGAAGAAGGGCUAUUGCCGCGGCUUCAGCAAAUGCCCGUUCGACAUGGCUGCAGGUGGAGGGGCUUCGAAGAAGGAGAGCGAUAGCCCCACGAGCUACCUGAAGUAUGGUGUUGGCAUCACCGGCGGCGACGUCAUGCGCAUGCACACAGAGGGCAUGCCGUUUGCCAUGGAGACAAAGCUCUCCGUCUGGUAUGAGAAGUAUGCCGACUACUGGAAGAGCCGAGGGAAAGCUCGGAAGGACGCGGAUCUUCUGAGAAGCCUGAUGAUCGCCCAGCAGUGCAACGGCACUCGUCUUCCUUGUCGUGGAGAAGGCGAUAAGCCUUGUGAGCUUGCGGGCGGUGACUGUGUCAACGUCUUCCACGGUUGCGAUGGAGGCUUCAAGCAGUGCAAGGUCGUUGAGGUGAACAAGCGCGUGUCCACCUGCAAGGAAGGCAACCCGUGCUAUGCAGCAUGCGUGGGCCGCCUCCUGGAUGGAGACAGGUGUGAGGACCAUGCGCCUCUAGACUGUCAAGGCGGCUACGUGAUUCAGUGGACUGGGCGAACGAAGGAGAAGCCAGGGCAAGCGAUAGGCAAGCGAUGCAUGAUCAACCCGGCCGAUCCCAGGACAUGCACCGAGAAAAAGGACGACCUCGGAUGUGUAGCCAUCCUCUCCGAGGACGAGGAGGAGACUUACUUCAAGUGA